UAACUGCCCAACCCAUACAAUGAAUUAGGUCAUUGACUUUACCCAACCCAUACAAUGAUUGAAAACUAAAGCAUACAAUAAUUGAAGAAGGAAUUGGAUUAUUGAACUGAAACACCCCUAUGCACACUGCAAAACAGGAAGAUUAGCUACGAGAGAGUGGCAUCAGGAGUAGACAGAGAUGGUGGGUGAAGAGAUGAGCAAAGAGUUGGAAAGUUCACUUCCAGUUGAAAAUGUCCAAGCUCUUGCUUCCAACAACCCCUUGGUGGAUGAGUCUCUCCAAAUUCCCAUCAUAGACAUGAGGAAGCUCAUGGUUGAAGAUGAUGAAAUGGGUAAACUUCACUUGGCCUGUAAAGAAUGGGGCUUCUUUCAGUUAAUAAAUCACGGGGUAGCAGAAGAAGUAAUAGAGAAAAUGAAGGUGGACCUACAAGAAUUCUUUAAAUUGCCACUGGAGGAGAAGAAUGCUUAUGCACGGCUACCAAAUGGCAUGGAGGGCUAUGGCCAACCCUAUAUUUUUGGACAGGGCCGGAAGCUUGAUUGGGGUGAUAUGUUUAUGCUUGGCUCACUACCAGCCUCUCAAAGAAAUAUGAAGUUUUGGCCUGAAAACCCUUCUUCUUUCAGGGCAACCUUGGACAAGUAUUCAUUGGAGCUCCAAAAAGUUUCAACUUGCCUUGUUAAGUUGAUGGCUAAGAACCUUGGGAACAAUCCUAAGCACCUUACAGACAUGUUUGAGAAUGGAAGACAAGCAGUAAGAAUGAAUUAUUAUCCAGCUUGUGUGAAUGGAAGCAAUGUUAUGGGCAUCACUCCCCAUACAGAUGCCUCUGGACUCACCCUACUUCUUCAAGUCAAUGAAGUGCAAGGUCUACAAAUCAAAAGAAAUGGUAAAUGGAUACCAAUUACCCCCAUCCCUGGUGCAUUCAUUGUCAACAUUGGCGACAUUAUCGAGGUAAUGAGCAAUGGGGAAUAUAAGAGUGUAGAGCACAAAACAGUCUUGAAUCCAGAACAUGAACGCUUCUCCAUUGCCGCAUUUCACUUUCCAAAUGUUAAGGCAAUGAUUGGACCCUUGCAAGACCUGGUAAAGGAGAAUGGUGCAGUUUAUAAAACUCUAAGCAAUGAUGAGUUUUUAGGGCUUUUCCAAAAGGCCAAACUUGAUGAUUAUGAUAACUUUCAUCGUCCAAGUUGUCCCAAAAUAAUGCGUCAUCGCUGAGGUAGAUAUACCGAACUCAGUGUAGAUAUACCGGAACCAUCUUCCUAUCUCAGCGAUGACGCAUUAUUUUGGGACAACUUGGACGAUGAAAGUUAUCAUAAUCUACAAAAUGCAAUGGAAGGAUGAUGUCAGCAAUGACGACAUUGAAGCAGUAAAUGCGUCUUCAACUACAAAAAUUAAAUAUAGCAGUACAAGUUCAAAAGCAGUAAAGACAUCCACAAGCCACGUAUUAUGCAUGUAAUAAAAAGAGAAGAAAAGGACAAGAGAAAGAGAUAAGAAGGAAGAGAAGAACAGAUGAAUAAACAAAAGUCACAAGUAAAAGUCUCAAAAGUCUUUGUAUUUAUUUUAUACCAAACCUCUGAACACCGUAAAUAUUUUCCUACAAUCCAACCACUUGAAAUUAAUUCUCACCUGUAUUCUCACCUGUCACUUGUAAAUGCUUUGCCUAUAAAUUAGUAGUAGUAAAAGAAAAGAGGUGCCCCAGAAAGUGUGUCAAAAGGUGUGUGCAAUAGUGUGCAAAGUUAUCUGUAAAAAGAAGCUCCAUCUUCAGCCUUGUACAUUCAUCAGCAAUCAAUAAGAAAGUAAGAAUUUUCUGUUAAAUUUUUUGCCUUCAUUUAAAUUUAUUAUGUAUUUUUCUUACCCUUAGGGGGUAAAAAGGUAAAGUAGGGAAAUGAAAAUUAUUUGAAUUAUUUUUAAGUUUUCUUUACUAGUUAAUAUAUGUAAUAUACAUGGAUCCUUUUUAUAUAAUGUUCUCAUCAACAUUAAAAAAUAAAAAAAUAAAAAAAAAUAAAAAUAAAUAAAUAAAUAAAUAAAAAUAAAAAUAAAAAUAAAAAUAAAUUUCGGGUUAUUUAAAAAAAAUUUUGGGUGUAAAAUCAUGUUUUAAAACUAGAGUCUUUAGUCUUAACCCUUGACCUCAAACCCAUUUUUGCCGGAAAAUUGGCGUUCUAGGGAGACUCUGUCUGGUCAGAAGGGGGGUAUUAUCUUGACACGAAGUGAUGUUUUAAAAAAUUUUGAAUUUUACUACCUGAAUUUUUUUUUUUAGAUACCCGAUUUCUAAAACUUAAUUUUUAUACAUUCAAGAUUAAUUUUAUACGUUGAAAAACUUUCACUAUAAGCACAGAACCCUUUUAUGUUAUUUUAAUAUUUUAAUAAGUGUUUGAAAUUUUUUUUUAUAAUAUUAAGUUUUCCAAAAUGUCUGAAACCUUUUAUGUUAUGUUAUUUUAAUAUUUUAAUAAGUGUUUGAAAAAAUUUUAUAUUAAAAUAUUAAGUUUUCCAAAAUGUCUGAAACCUUUUAUGUUAUUUUAUUAAGUGUUUGAAAUUUUUAUGUUAUUUUAAUAAGUCUUUGUAAAUUUUAUAUUAAAAUAUUAAUUAUGGGAGAAGUGUUUGUAUUAUUUUAAUGCUAGCAAUAAAUGUGUUCACACUUUGUUCAUACUUUAAUUUUUAUUUAACUUUCAUUGCUAACGGAGAUUUCAAGAAACUUUACUAACAAACUGUUGUUGAAACUGGUGAUGGGAAAAGUUGGUAUCAGAGCCCCUCUCUGUGUAUUGCAGUAUAUUAAUUAGGAAAGGAGACUGUAGAUUCAAAUUAAUUUUCAGAGUACCGAACUUUAUCUUACCCCAUAUAAAGCCUGAUUAAUUUUGCUCAAUUUAUUCUGAAUCUUUAUUUUCUCUGCUUACUUAACAUGAAUUAGUGUCAUAAGAAGUAAUGUCUUUUAUUCCUUAUCCUCCUGGUAUAUAUAAUAUAGAUUAUGAUUGUGUAAAAGAACUUAAUAAUAGGUUGUAUGCUCAACGUAAAGAAUUUAGAGAAACUUGUGACAAAUUACAUAAUUUAAGAACUACUGUAAAAGAUUUAACUACAGAUAUUAAAAACUUAACUUCUCUUAAAUAUUUGAAUGAAUACGAAGUAGCUAUACAAGAAGCUUUUGACGAACUUUUUGCUACAGAAACCGUAAUUAGAAGAGAAAUUAUAAAAUAUUAUAUUGAUAAUUUAUAUGCUAGCUCAUCUAAUUAAAACAUAUUAGAGAUAAUGAACCCUCAUCUACAAACCCAAGAGGUAAAGCAGUUAAAAUUUUUAGUAGAGACACAAUUAAAAAUAACAAACGAAGUAUUACAAGAAGAAAUUCAGAAAGAAAACCAAAA
Messenger RNA from Vitis vinifera (wine grape), 3342 nucleotides. RefSeq names its product S-norcoclaurine synthase 1. The transcript has 5 exons. Bases 179 to 1204 code for a protein of 341 amino acids. The record is from RefSeq and is a predicted model, not a curated record. NCBI's taxonomy places the organism in Eukaryota, Viridiplantae, Streptophyta, Magnoliopsida, Vitales, Vitaceae.